Molecule: messenger RNA, 5883 nt
Organism: Lytechinus pictus (painted urchin)
Lineage: Eukaryota; Metazoa; Echinodermata; Echinoidea; Temnopleuroida; Toxopneustidae
Product: fucose-1-phosphate guanylyltransferase-like
Exons: 3
Coding region: 166-1962 (598 amino acids)
Molecular function (GO): transferase activity, transferring phosphorus-containing groups
Source: RefSeq, a predicted model, not a curated record
ACUUGAUAAAAGUACAGGCAACUACUCUCCAGACGUACUGCACUGAUACGAUAUUCUUAUGUAAUUGAACUUAGCAGACAUUUCGUAAUCAUUGUUAUACAAACAAUCAGAGGUGUGGCGGGGGUGUGGCCUUGAGGCUGUGGUUGUGCGCGAAAACUUGAUGUCAUGUCUCACAAAAUGGCACAAAAGCGACGAGCAAUUGAGGAUCUUGUGCAAAGAGCAACGGAGUCGAAGAUCAAGAAAUUCGAAAGUAUACGAGGAAAGCAGGUUAUCAAUAUCCCUUACUGGGACAUCAUUGUCAUCACAGCCGGGGAUGAAGAUCAAAAGAACGCUUAUGAUCUUCAACUGAAGGAGAAAUUAGCAAGGCAGCAGUUACCGCUAGGCACCAAGUACCAUGUGCUUAAGGACCCUGGAGAUGUUAAAAUUGGACCAGGAGGCUCAAUGAUGGCAGCCCUCUCCUACCUCCAGACUAUCUACAACCAAAGCCUCUUCAAGAAGAAGGUCCUUUUCAUCCCAGCAGGGGGUUAUAGCCAACGGCUACCAAGCGCAAGCCUACUUGGUAAGGUCUUCACAGCGGUUCCCUAUGGACGACCCAUCUAUCAGAUGCUGGAGUUGAUUUUGGCAAUGUACAUCGAUCUUCCUGCUCAUAUGGUCUCUGGAGGUAUCUUCUUGGCUUGUUCGGACGUCAUCAUCCUUUACGACUGCACUGUUGGUGUAGAAUGGUCCUUUGACAAGCCAGGUAUCACUGCCUUUGGACACCCAGCUCCAAUCAAAAUUGGGACAACCCAUGGGGUGUUUUUGAACAAGGAUACACCCAAUGUCUGCUCUCAGGUACAUAUUGUAGAAUGCGAAGAGUUCCUGCACAAGAGAUCUGAAGAUGUCCUCAGGGAAAAGGGUGCCCUUUUACCGCAACAAUGCCAGCAGACCCUUGGCAUCAGUGGUGAUUAUGUUCUGGUUGACAGUGGUUACUUCAUGGAUGCUGCGACUGCCAAGAAGAUGAUCGAGUUCUACGAGGAAAGGUCUCCGCUUUCAUGUGAGAUUGAUUCCCACGGUGAUUUCUUACAUGGCCUCGGGAACUGCGGCAGUAGCAGUUACAUCAAUGACAUGUCCAACGUCAGCAGUAAAACAGCUAAACUUCUAUCCAUGCGUCAAGAAGUCUUUAAGCUCUUCCAGGGUACACCACUCCAUGUCCUUGUGUUACCCUACUCAAUGUUCUAUCACAUUGGCACAACCAAAGAGCUGCUUGACCAUUUUUGUGAUAACUGCAGCUUAAGGAGAGAACUAAACCUGACCAAAGAUGCCUUCAACAGAUCUGUGGACCUCGGCAUUGGCGACACCAUGCUUGAUGCAAGUUCAGCCAGGGAAGCGUGUGUCAUGAACAGCAUUGUACCUAUGGGUAUGGACACCAGGAAAGCAUGCAUUGUGGAGUACUGUCACAUCCAGACUCCAUGUUCGCUUGGCGAGAGAUGCAUUGUCAGUAACUGUGUCAUCCAGGCACCAUCCUCUGGCUGUCCUGUCAGCAUACCUCCUUUCACAUUCCUUCACACAGCAGCUGUCAAGCCCAAAGAGGGUAGUAAACUCUAUGUCACUAUUUUCUUUGACAUCCGUGAUAACCUCAAGCGCGCUGUUCCCCACCUUGAGGCAGCGGGCCAGCUCUUAUUCUUGAACAAAACCCUUCAGGUUGUGUUUAAUAACUUCAACCACACUUCGCUCCAGGCAAUAUUCCCAGGUAAUACUGCACUCUCCAUAUGGAACGCAAAGCUGUUCCCGCCCAAAGAGACAAUGGAACAGUCUUUUCAGACCACGAUGCAAUUCCUGGAAAAGGUACACACUGCAAACCAGGACCCACAUUCCCUUGUGGGAGAAGGUUGUCUUUCAAUGGCUGACGUUCUCAAAUGCAAAGAUAUUGAAGCAAUGUUGGAAUACCGCAAGCAGCUCUAUUCUAUGAUUUUAUCAGGAUGAAUAAGAAUACAUGACCCCCAAGUGCCUUAUCUUCUUGAUCUACCCUUGCUACUAUCUAUCUGCACGAGUGUAGUUGAGUUUCAAACAUAAAGGCCCCGUUACAUUGCUUGGUGCAAGCCUUUGCGGACUGAGUUGCAGCAAUCACCUGCACUCACCCGCAUUAAAAGUUUUGAGCAUGUUCAAAACUUUCCUGCAUGUAGCGCCUUGAGUAAUGAUCCAUUAGAAAGUGCGCAUUAGAAAUACUUAUUAUUACUUAUUAUUAUUAUUAUUAAAUCAUACUUGCAUGCGCUGCUGAGGGCAAGUGCGUGUAAGGUAUGUGAGAGAUACUGUCAAUGCAGGCGACCUACGGAUAGCUAUGAUAGUCACCUGCAAGUCACAUGCAAGUCUUGCACCGAACGAUGUGACAAGGCCUGAAGGAACCUUGUUAAAAGUCUCUGCACGUCUUUUAGCAGGAAUUCUGCUAUAGCUAAGUGCGUCCUAGAAAAAAGGAAACUGGGAUUCCCAUGUCUUUUUACUUCAAAGGAAAUUAAUCAUGAUAUUUCAUUUACAUCAUCAUACCAUUCAAUUCUUCUAUAUUUUGAUACCUAAUAUGUGACGAACACUUCACAAAUUAAUGAACAAGAGGAGUUUGAAAUUUUAAUGUCAAAAUCAGGUUGCACAGAAAAGUUGAACAAGAUCGGUUCUCGAUACAACAACCAUGCUUAUUCGUCGAGUGGCUCAUUAGCAUUUCUUUUGUAUUCUUUGUUAAGUUUCUCUCACUGAUCCCUGAAACGAGAGUGGAUUCAGAUUCACACAUGAAUUUCUGCACAAAUCAUUUCUGACAUGCCUCAAUAUUUUUUGUUUGUAAUCUGCCAUGCACGAACGAUUUGCUAAGGUGUUGGUCUCAUAUUAAAGAUGAGAUUCGACUCACUCCACAAACAUCACAUUUAUAGUAGAACAUAUUUAAUAAUUGUUAAUUCUGUCUCCGGUUUCUUUGUUUGUGGGGCGCACUGUACAUAUUGGCACUAUGUGUCUUCUCAUAGCAGCUUUCCUGCGUUCCACAUUGUUUUGUCCGUGAGGAAGUGUGAGCCAUUGGUAAGGAAAGGCCAUUCGCAGGAUUAUGGCGUGGAGGAUGUAACUCUGUCUUAUAAUCUUAUGACAAGGUACAUGUAUCUUUCUCCAUAUUGGAAAGAAUAGUUCUUUGUGCAUUUUUUUCAUGAUUGUUUAUUGUAGGUUUUUUUUAUUAAGGUCAAGUCCACCCCAGAAAAAAUGUUGAUUUGAAUAAAUAGAGAAAAAUCUAACAAGCAUAACACUGAAAAUUUCAUCAAAAUCGGAUGUGAAAUAAGAAAGUUCGGACAUUUUUAAAGUUUCGCUUAUUUUUCACCAAACAGUUAUAUGCACAACUCAGUGACAUGCGAAUGAGGGAGUCGAUGAUGUCCAUCUCUUACUAUUUCUUUUGUUUUUUUAUUGUUUGGAAUUAUACAAUACUUCCAUUUCCAUAAUGACCGACUUGACUGAACCAUAAAAUGCUAAUCAUGCACAAUGCUAAUUCCACAUGUUCAGGGAGGAAUAAAACUGUUCACAGAACAAUGAGGGGAAAAUUAGAAUAUUUCAUAUGAUAAAAUAAAAAAGAAAUAGUGAGUGGAUGAUGUCAUCAGUCCCCUCAUUUGCAUACCGACCAGGAUGUUCAAGUCACUGUUAUGUUGAAUUGAGCGAAACUUAAAAAUGCCAUAAUUUUCUUAUAAUUAUUACAUCCGAUUUUGAUGAAAUUUUCAGUGUUAUGCCUGUAUGAUUUUUCUCCUUUUAUUCAAAUCAACUUUUAUCAGGAUGGACUUGUCCUUUAACAUAUUCCCCACUUUGGAGAGGUAAUUUAUUGAAAUUGGUAUUCCUGAUGACUUUUUCGCAGAUCUUGAAGCGUCAUUACGAUCCUUUAUUAUUUUGGGUUUUUUUUUUCUCUAUGAAAUGAAGGAAGACGUACAUGUAGUUAACUUGUACAUGUCAAGAUCCUUUUAUUGUUGUAGACCUAAUUUGAUUAAAAGAUUUUGUACAUAGGUGGGAAUAUUUUAAUUAUUUGUUUUUCCUAUAUCAGCAAAAAUGUUCAUUGUAAUUGACUAACACUCUCUUAAGUUAAUUUAUGCAAAACAGUUUUAACAAUUGCGUAUACAUGAGGAUCACUUUUGUAAUCUUGGGGAAUGUACUAAUAUAAUGUGAUGUAAAUAGAUGCCACAUGAGAGAAUGGUUUACGUGUAUCUCGGGUGUGUUGAGGCGAUUACAGGUACAGUGUACUUACAGGAUGCGAUUCACUCUAUACCUUUUGUGUUGACUUGGCACUCAGUAGUUGUGUUCAUUUUUGCACGCUUUGGAAAAAUAUCAGGACAUUUCUUGAAUUUACAAUCUUUAAGGGUCAUGCCCAAUUAACCAAUGGUCCAGAAGGCCAAAGAUUCCACUGUGCGUCCCACUGUUAGAUAGAUACACUAGAGGUGAGUUUCACAAAGAUGUUAGUCACACUUACAUCCCUAGUUGCAUGUUGUAUAAAACGCAUCACCACAUUGGUCAAAUCAUGCUAAAAGAAGGCGCGCUACUGCGUAUAAAUCAAUUAGAAUGCCCGUAAAAUAUUGUGCACGUAGCACAAAGCAUGACUUCAAGUCACACUUAAAUCUUUGUGAAACACCCCUUAUGCAUUGAAUUUGUUUUGCCAUACCUUGACUUCAUUGUUGUCUAUUAGUACAGUAGUGAACAUGUAUAUGAUUCUUUGAAAAGAAAAGGUAUCAGAACUGAAGAUCAAUUGAAGGAUGAGAUCAGUGCCCCGUCUUACAAUGAGUUAUGAUUGAUCCAAUCACUCGUAACUCUAUGGAAAUACAUCAGUGUCAUAAUUUUUUUCUGCAGGAAAUUUGCAAAAUGUCCUUUGUAAACAAAGGAGAACACACCAUAUUGUCAAGAAAUCAAUGAAUUUAUGGAUAUACAUUCAUAUCUAGAAUUUUUUUUGAACAAACAUGCAUUUUAUAUGAAUUGACUGCUGGCUUUCCAUAGUUGAGAUUGAUCGGAUCAAUCGCCACUCUUUGUAAGACGUUCCCUAGGGGCGGAUCCAGGCUUUUCCACAGGGGGGGCACAUUUUCCGAGGAAAAAUUUGACAAGCAAAAAAAAAGUAAAAAAAGGUCUUCACUCUCUAAGGGGGAGGGGGGCACACUUCUAUUUUCACUGCAUUUUUACAUUAAAAGUUUUAAUUGUGCCUCUCAAAAAAGGGGGGGGGGCUCGGGCCAGCUAUGCCCCCCCCCCCCCCCAUGGAUCCGCCAGUGGAUUAAACUCCAGUCCCAGCGGACUUAAGCCCCUAGCAAGCUUGUUCAAGUGGUGAGACCCAGUAUGAUACAGAUACAUGUAUACUAAGAGAAUUUGAGUAUGGUACUAGCUUGUAGAACUGCUAAGUCAGAUAUAGAUACAGUAUUUAUUUUUAUAGAGAAGUUUAUGGAUUUCGUAAUUUUGAAAGGAGUGAUUUUUUUUCUGGUAUAGACAUGCCAAUAAUUCAUUGAUGCUCAAUGUAGUUCUCAGAAAAGUAAGAAAACAUUAUCUUGAUUAUUUUAACAACUUUUUUUUGUACGAUGUAUGUGUUAAAUAAUCGUGGUGAAGGAUAUCAAAAUCUAACCCAAUAUGUUUAUUUUUAGGAUAUGAUUCUAACAAUGGAAUGCAGUGUUAGAAAUUAAUGUAUUUCAGUACUGCCUAAAUUGCAUAAUGUAAGGCAAGCUACUGGUAUUUUGUUUGUUCUUCCCCAUUUGGCUUUUUUUUUUCAGGGUUAAGGAUUUGUAUGUAAUCAUGGCAUUUUGACCAGUACCUCAAACUUCUUUCCUCUGUAAAUAUCAUAUCAUACAUGAACAUGUAUGCUUAGAUAUAAAUUUUUCUUUGUGUGGGUACGUAUGUUUGAUAAUAUAUUUUGUUAUGAAUAGUCAA